UGUGGGUAUGAUUACAUGCAAUUCUCACUUCCUUCCCUGCUGGAUGAUGUUGCUUUUGUGCUCUCUGUAAUAGAUCCUAAUGGAAAGCCUCACUACCUGCACAACAACUCUGCCUGUGGCACGUGGGUUGGACAGGAUUCAGCUGGAUCUAUGACAGUUGGUGCUUCAUUUGAUGGCUGCUUUAUUAAAGAAGAGGCUGGGGAACAUGUGAUGACUAUUAGUCUGGAAGAAAUCCUCCGUAAUGAGAAAUCUCGCUACCGCAAAAAGGACAUUAAGUGCCCAAUUCUUCCAGCAAUGGAUGCUCCCCGUGGUGAAGACUGUUCUGCUAUCCCAAAUGCUGACCGUAUUCCAUGUGCCAAUACAAGUGUGUCCAAAGAGCUCUGUGCAAGUGUCGGAUGCUGCUACACCCAGAGUAACUCUGAUAAUCCCUGUUACUAUGGAAACCAAUUGACUGCCCAAUGCACUGAAGGUAACAUGGUGGUUGUUGUGUCAAAGGACAUCACUUUGCCGUCUCUGAUACUGGAUUCAGUUAGUGUGGUUGGUGUGGAUCCCACCUCGUGCCCUAGCUUGGCAAUCUCAAAAACAAACUCAUUUGUUGGCUUCAGGUUUCCUUUGUCAUGCAGUGCUGUAAAGGCAUCUGACGGCAUGAGUUAUGAAAGUACACUUGUUGCAAGCAAACUGAUACAAACAUGGCAAGGAUCCUCUGUCACAAGGGACAGUACAAUGAGGUUGACUGUUCGCUGCACUUAUGGAAAAACUGGAAUGAUCCCACUGCAAGUUGAAGUAGUAACCUUGCCGCCACCUCCUCCAGUGUCCACCCCAGGACCUCUUCUGUUGGAAAUGAGAAUAGCUACAGAUGGAGCGUAUAAUUCAUACUUUGCUGAUGGAGAUUACCCUGUGGUCAAAGUGCUCAGAGAACCAGUUUACCUGGAGGUUCGGAUUCUGAACAGGAAUGAUCCUAAUUUGGUUCUUAUCUUGGACAACUGCUGGGCCUCAAACUCUGCUAGCCCUACUGAUUAUCUGCAAUGGCCAGUUCUGUUUAACAGAUGCCCUUUCCCUGGAGACAACUACCUCACUCAAGUGAUGCCUGUUGGCACACCUACACAGAGCAUGCCUUUUCCAGCCCACUACCAGCGUUUCAUGGUCAGCACCUUCACUUUUGUGGCUCCCGACACUCAGGUUGCACUUAGUGGACUGGUUUUCUUUCACUGCAGUGCCUCAGUAUGUAUCCCAUCUGCCAGAGACUCCUGCAGUGUGAAUUGCUCACAAAAGAAAAGGAGAAAUGCUGAUGUGGUUCUAGGACAAUCGCUAAUGGUUACUUCUGAUGGCCCUGUGAUCUUCAGUGGGAAUGACAACACUGCUGAAAGUGAAGGUGAAAUGGGGACAGGACACUUCCCUGAGGUGCACUGGUGUUUAGUCAAGGCUUGA
Molecule: messenger RNA, 1428 nt
Organism: Nanorana parkeri
Lineage: Eukaryota; Metazoa; Chordata; Amphibia; Anura; Dicroglossidae
Product: zona pellucida sperm-binding protein 4-like
Exons: 12
Coding region: 16-1428 (470 amino acids)
Biological process (GO): binding of sperm to zona pellucida; prevention of polyspermy
Cellular component (GO): egg coat
Molecular function (GO): structural constituent of egg coat; acrosin binding
Source: RefSeq, a predicted model, not a curated record